CGGUAAGUUAUUUUCUAAUAAAAGUUGCAAUAAGGUCCAAUUUCGGUCGUAUCAUUUUAGAAAGGAUAUUCAAUUACGUCGUAAAUGUAUCUAGGUUGCAGAAGGUCAUGAACCUUUGGGAUAGAACUGCCUUGCUGUGCUGCGAUUGGCUGGAAUUGACAAACAACGGCAAUCCAUUGGCUUGUUUCUAAGCUACCAGCUCGAUAUCAAAUUCCUUCGUCAGAAAAUCAUUUGUGGUCUCCUCGCCAAAGAGAAUAGUCGGUUUACUUUUACAUGAAAAUAUGCGUAAUUUCUUUAAACAAAAUGUCUGUCCCCUCAACACAUCAGGACAGAUAUAACAGUGAAUGAGUGACUUUUUUCAUGCCAUUUCAAUAAUAUUCCUGAUAAGUGAAUAUUUACUUAGGUCGUAAUGGCGCUCGUAUGUGAUAUCAAAAGCAAUACUUCGCAAGAAGAUACCGAAAAGAUCGACGAAGAAGAUUUAGAAGAUGGAGAGAUCGAAGAUGACGAGGAAGAUCCGGCUGAGCAACCCGCCGAAAUUCCCCCCGUUGAAAUUUCGAUUCCAGCUCCGAUUAUUAAACAACUUCCACCACCCUCGCCUCCUGAACGUCCUCCCCCCUUCUGUGGUCCACCCCUUACCUCGCCCGAAAUCGUUGUUCCCGAAAAAGAAAAAGACAAAGAUAAGAAAAGAGACAGAUCCGAGAGGUCCGAGAAAAGGAGACACGACGAAAAGGGGAAGAAACACAUGACCGAGGCGGAGAAGAGUAUAUUACAUUUAAGGAAGCGUGAAGAAAUGCAAAGGAAGAAGUGGGAAAAAAUGAGGAGUAAAGAAACACUGAUAGAAUCAAUAGGUACAAUAGGUACGUCUUUUUCAGAUGAUGAUUUUGCUAAAAAUAUAGAAAAGACUUUAGCGACAAUAUUAAAUAAGAAGGAGAAAGAGGCUGCAGCCCUAGCGGCCCCGGUUGCGGGCGAAGAGGGUUUCAAAGAAGAAAUUCAUAAAAGCGAGGAUAAGAAAUCGAGAAAGCGAAGAAGAAAUGAGAGAGAUGGCAGGAAGAACAAGCAACGCAAGCUGGACUCCCCGAAAUCGGAAAUAGACGAAAAUGAAAUGCUCAACAUGCGCGGCGGCAGUCCGAAGAUGGAGGAAAGAAUGGAGGGAGCCGCACAUUCCGUACAUUCAGAAGAAAGUUACGAAUCGGAAUAUUCUUCGGAUCCUAAUAGAAUAGAGCAAAUGGAAGAGCGAGAACGUGAAGAUAAUACAGCCAAGAGAAAGAAGAAGAAAAAGAACAGUCACAGUGGCAGGGAUAAGAAGAACAAGAGCAAAGACAGGAAAAAAGAACAAACUCCCUUGCAAGAUUCGAAGGGGGUUUGUGUGUUUUAUUUGCAAGGAAAAUGUCAAAAGAACGAUUGCCCAUACUCCCACGAAGCAAUUCCUCCAAUGAAACUCGAACUGUGCAAGUUCUACCUGAUGGACUGUUGCGCUAAAGGUGACAAAUGUUCAUAUAUGCAUUCUGAAUUUCCUUGUAAAUUUUACCAUACAGGUUUGAACUGUUCGCAAGGAGACGACUGCAAAUUCGCACAUGGCAAGCAAUUAUCUGAAAGUCUCAAACAAAUCCUGUUCAAGCACAUAGAGACGGCGCCUCGCGAAAUUUUGGGGGGUUUUCCGCGGAUGAAUCGCGAAGAGGCCCUCAAUAUGAUCAACAUAACGCAAGGUAAACUCCAGGACCAGGCGCAAGGCGUGGAGAACAAACCGGAAGUUAAAGGUGGGAUACCAUCUUUGUUUGAUAUUAACGUACCUGUACCCCCUGAGUUGUUGCAAGGAUGUGAUGAUAUCAAAAAUAAAUUGGACAAGGCCAAUAGAAAUAGACCAUCCAGGUGGCAGGACCCCGAUCCCAUCGCAGACAGGGAAUUCCCAUUGAAACCUUUUAACUACGGCCAAGAUCAAGACAUGCGAAUAAACAGCAAUGGUGACGUUGAUAUGAGAACCUUACCGCCUUCGCUGGCAAACAUAACCACCUCGAAUCUACCCAUAUCCAGCAGUAUCAUCGAAAAUCAAGACAUAGACUUCGAAAGAUACACACGCGAAGCCGGUAUUCUUCAAAUGCCCAAACAAGAUGUGGACAUUCGCUCUAGCAACCUCCUUUCCUUUCCCUCGGCAACUAAAGACAUUGACAUUAGACAACAACCAUUGUUGGCAACCAAAGACAUAGAUAUAAGGCAAAUACCCCUAGUGUUUAAUCAUCCCAUAUCUUCGGCUAGUCUGGACAACGAUACCGAAGAUGAACUUCAAAUCGAUACUGGCGAUGAUAAAAAGGAAGAAACGUCGCACAUGCCGGUGGAUCUUCCGAAGGCACAGCGCGAUUUAUUCUUGAGGAUACAGGCCAACCAAAAAGACAACGUUGUCGAGGCGCAGAGCAAAGAAGGAUACGAGAUGGACGAGAAUAUCAAUUGGUAUUCUGACGACGACGAUGAUGACGACAAUAGACUGACAAUUAAAGUUGACAACGAAGAUACCAAAGACAAUAAGGAGGAAGUUCUCGAACCUUCCAAGGAAAUUAACGAUUUUUUGACAAACCCUCCGGCGAUCAAGCCUCAGGACGUCGUCGAAAAAUUGGGAGAUCUAUCCAAAAUUGAUAUAUCGGCGGAGGUGACGAAGUUGCUGACGUCUAUGAGUCAAGGCCAUGCGCAAUUUCCGUUUACUAAAGGACCAACGACUCCACCUGAAAUUAAGCCUGUCGUUACGGCACCCGUUAAAGUCGUCACGGAUCCGAGAAUGUCUGCUAGACAGGAUCCCAGAGUAAAUUCAGAAAAGGCCAGCGAUUCGCCUCGUUCUGAUCCUAGAUUAACGGUUGAUCCCCGACAUAGACCGAGACAAAGUUCAACGGAAAGCAUAAUCAAACCAGAAAAACUCAGUAUCUACGAACAGGGCAGCAUCAACAAGAAUGCACCGACAUUUGAUGAUGACAUCGAUUUAAGAGUUACAGGUUUUAAACCGGAUGUAGACCUUAGAAAUCUCCAAUUGCCCUUCAAGGGCAUCCAAAACUACACGCCGGCCUCAGAAAUCGACGCUAGCGUGAAUUCUCAUCCGCCGAUCACUUGGAAGUUGAAUGUGGUGGAAAUACCGCGACCCGAUUAUAACGGUUUGAAGCUGAGCAUAAAUGACGCUGAAAAAACUGGAGAUCCCAGAUUAAGGAAGAUUUUCCGGCUUAGUACUGAAGAAAGAGACACGCCCAUGAGUCCCAAGGCUAGUCCCAAAGCCACGCCUACGGUGCGUGUCGAUCCUAGACUGAGAAAAAUGGAAGAACAAAAACCAGACCCAAUUUCGGCAGCGAUGAGCUACAAUCAGCAAGUAACCAUGCUAAGAAGCUCGGCUUUCUACCAAAGCUUAACCAGCCAGCAAAAAGUAUUGCUAAACCACGAACUCAGUGUCCGUAAUGACGCCAACACCAACAAUCACGACCCAGUUUUGAAUAGCCUUUUGUCCAACCUCGACAUCAUUCCCGGUGCAAACCUCCAAGCUAAUCACUCCUUAAACGCAGCUCUAUCGAUUUUAACGAACGCAUCCCCGGUAAUGAACAUGGUCGGGCAGAAUCCUGCGAUGGGACCCAUGGGAGGAGCAAUGAAUAUGACACAACCCGGUUUGCUGGGAGCCGCUCCCGGUAUACCGAACAUGCCAAACGAUUUCCCGAUGAACUUUGAUCCCAGAAACGGGGGGUUGUUGGGAAACGCGCCGAUGCCCUUCGGGGGCUUCCCCCCGCCGCAGGAAAGUCAAGGAAACUUCCCUCCAUACAACGACGAUUACUAUCCUCCGGAUAAUCCAGGACCGGGCGCUUUUCAGGGCGGUAAUAGGGAUAAUAGGGGGUACAACAGGGAGAGAAGGCGUGGUAGGAGUAAUUUUCACAAUAGACAUAAUAGUGGCAAUAGAAAUUUUAGAAAUAACAGGAAUAAUAAUAAUAGAUCAAAUAGAACACAUUCGCCGCCUUAGGACGGGAAUGUGUAUUAUUAGUUUUAUAUUUAAAUAACUUCCUCUGUACAUAAGCAUUGUUAAUUAAUCUUUAUGAAUUUUGUAAGAGAAAAGUAAUUUAAAAAGAGUUGAAAAUUGUCUUAAGUUUGUUUUUCUAUUUUUUUUUUUUUGUAACAGAAAAAGCACGGUAGUAAUAAAUGUUAUGAGAGUCAGUCUAAUUAUAUAUUUUUUACUUUAUUAAUUGUAUAAUAAGAAGAGAAUUUGAGACGAGAUAAAAAUGUGUCAUUCGAGCAAUGAAGGUAAUUUUCAUAAACAAAUACACAGAUUUAAAUAUAAAUAAAUUUCUUCUUGAUAACGUCCAUUUAUGAAUUUUAAUUUUAUAAAAAUAAUUUAAAAAAAUGUUAAUUCAAUCCAGCAAUAAGAAUUUAAACUGCCAAUGAUUUUGGUGAAUUGUUUUGUGAUUUUUAUUUGAUUUUGAAAAUAUGGUGUUAAAGUUAACCACCCAGUCUAACAUUUUCUUCUUUUUAACAUCACAACCCUUGCCUCUAAAAAUAUCUCAGUUCCUUAAUAUCUCUUACAUUCAUCUUACAUUUUCCUCUACCGCGUUAAUUCGUCCUUUUCUUGGAAUGACCCUUCUCCUUCCCAGUUCCCAAUAGUUUUCCAGUUUUUCAUUUUAUAUUUUGGUCUUUCUUCACUUUCUGUUCUUAUUUACAGUGGUCAAGAUCAAACCUUUAGUCCUGAUUUGCUUGUGAGGCAGUGAAUAAUAAAUGGCGCUCGUACAUAAAGAAACGACACUCUUAUCAGUGUUACCGUUCACAAGUCGAAUCGCUGGUUAGUAGUACAUUAUCGACCUAUAACUGUAAGCAGGACUGAAGGUUUGAUCUUGCGAGCACUGUAUAAUUAUCUCUGCAGGCCUCAUAUGCCCCUGGCUCCAUUUCCUUGUCGCCUUUUGCUUUCUACCUCCAGUUGUUUAUCUUUACAGACUACAUUUUUCAACAUCUCGUCCAUCCAUCUUUUUCUUUAAAAGCCACAUUCCAUUAGCAUUUUAGAUAUUACUUCGAUUUUCAUUCUUUCAAUGUAUCUCAACAAUCUUAUAUUCAGUACUUUAACCGACGCAUUAGACAAAAUAAAGACGAGGGCGCUUAAUACGCCAUAAUAGUGUGACGCAAUAACGGUUCGAACAAAAACAUUAAAUUUGACAUAUACGUGUUUGUUUCUAAUUUUUUCUUAAUAUUGUUUGCAGGUCAUAAAAAAUAGGUCAAAGAUAUCUAAUUAGUAACUAAACGAAUAUAUACUUGAUGCAUGUCAUCUACUUAAGAAAUAUAUUUAUAAAAGUUUAAAAACUAUAUAAUUUAGGUAAACAAAAUUAACAAAACGUACUUAAAAAGUCUACUGUCAUUGUAAUUGUCAAUGUAACCAUAAUUACAUCAUCACUAAUUUAGCGUAUUAUAUUUCGACGUGAGAGAUAAAGAGAGUAAUUGGUUUAACCAUGCCUUUUAGAUGGCAAACAUGGGAUAUUGCGGUCCGCACUCGGCGGCGUAUUCUAUUUCUCUCUAUUCAAUAGUAUUGUGUUUCUUUACGUUCUCCUGGAGUCAGGAAUGAAAAGUUAACACAUAUUGUAUACCUAGUCUAUAUCUCUUAAUUCUGCAUAGAAAGUCUGGUCCAUUGAAUAAUUCCUUGUUGGUCCUUCUCUUCAAUACAUCGUUCACUUUUUUUACUCAGUAAAAUUUUUGCAGACACUCCCAUACUGCAAAUAUUCUUUGUUCACUCUUAUCCAUUGUCUCGGUUUCACUUUAAAGCAAUACUAUGGGUCUCAAUAUUGAUUUGUAUUUUAUUAAGUUUUAUUCACCUGCUUGUGGAGUACAAUCUUAAGUAGCUCUGUAUCUAUUUGAGAAGGUGUUUGCAUUUGAAAAUGAAUCUCAAUUACUUAUGGAUUUUUUCUCAACCUCGAACAUCAAUAAUUCUUAAAUUUUCAAAUACAUCGUCAAUCCAUCUUUCCUUCCCAGUCUAAGAUUGGUUUCCAGUCUUUUAUUUUCAUUGUUGGUCUUUCUUCACUUUCUGCUAUUCACAACUUAUAAGUUCUUGAUGAAUUCAGUCGUAAAUGUAAAGACAAAGAUAACGUAAAUAAAUUUAUGAAAUUCAAACACUUCUUCACGAUGGAUAGGAGGACAAUCUGCAACCAAUUUUAUCUCGAAGUUCAAAGUACCAACCUACUAAACAACCAACCUAAAUACUGAAUAGACUUUAGUGUCAUUAUGUUGAAUUCUUUUAUUAGGUUACUUCGUACAGGUGAUUUAAUGAUUCUGUGCAAGUGCAAGUAUUCGGUCCCCGUCAUUAUUACUUUAAGGAAAUAACAUCAUUUAUUUACAAUAAAUUUUUGUUGUUGCUAAACUGGCACAGAAUUUCUUCAAAAAUGUUCAAACCAUUUUUAUCUUGAUGAAAUUCAUGAAUUUCUUCAUAUCAUCUUUAAAAAUGCUACUAUAUUUUGGUAUGUUUUUGUGUCUUGAAAAAGCAACAUUAUUGUUGCAUAAUUGCAAUAUUAACAACAAAUUGUUACUCAAAUCAGAAAAAUGAAUGGAAUAAAUCAAGAAGAAACAUGAAUAUUCAUAUAAUUUUAAAACUAAAUAUUUCUAGGAUUGUUUAUUAUACAUAAUUUAAUCAAUUAAUGUUGUAUUCAAAAUACAUGUUUUUUGGUUCUCACACGAAUUGUGCCAAUUACCGUAUAAUUAUCAUUAACGGGGUGGUGUACAUUUUUGAAUGUGUUUGAGUUAUAUUUGAAAAGUAUAUCAAAUAUAAGACUGAUUUGGACUGAUUAUUACUAAGGUUUUUGUUAUACCUGGAAAAAAUAUCGAUAAUAUAUUUAUUGAACAUUUCUGUGUAAUUUACAUGUUGACGUUUAUUUAUUGUUUUAGUAAAUAGGAUAUUUAUUAAAUUUUUUUAACAAAGACUUUAGUAAAAAAGCGAUGUUUUUAAUAAAUAACGUUCACCCUGAUAAUAAAUCUUCAUUCCCUACUAGAUAUUAAUAUUUUGUAAAUAUGUAUUGUAAAUUUCUAAUUUUACGGUGUGUGCCGCCAAUUUAUUUUAACUGACGUUUUAUUUUAGAUAGAGUACAAAUUUUAUAGGAUCCCAUAUUGAGAUACAAAUACAAUAAUAUAAAAAGAAUCUUAUUUAAAAGUAAAACCUUGGUUAAAAUUCAUACAAAAGGCCAUUAAACACUAUUCUUAUGUUAUGGUUGCUGAACUCUUAGUUUCAAUAUUUAUUUUUGUUAAACAUUUUUUUAAAAUGACA
Psylliodes chrysocephalus is the source of this 7246-nucleotide messenger RNA. The record is from the annotation of a GenBank genome assembly. Lineage: Eukaryota; Metazoa; Arthropoda; Insecta; Coleoptera; Chrysomelidae.